AUGAAGUUCACUCCCAUUAUCACGGCUGCUCUGUGUGCUGAGGCCGUUAUCGGUGCACGAUUCACCGAGCAGCGUCUAACCAACGAGACCAACGCUGAGUACUCUAGCAACUGGGCGGGUGCGGUCCUGAUCUCAACGGGCUUUACCCAGGUGACAGGUACCGUCACCGUCCCCACGCUCACUGGGAGCUCCAGCAGCAGCGUUGAGUCUGCGGGUUCUGCCUGGGUCGGUAUCGACGGAGACACUUGCCAGACUGCAAUUCUCCAGACGGGAAUUGACUGGUACGUUGAUGGCUCCAGUGUGUCCUAUGAUGCCUGGUAUGAGUGGUACCCGGACUAUGCGUACACCUUCUCCGGAAUCACCAUCUCCGCUGGUGACUCCAUCAAGAUGACAGUCACGGCCACUUCCAAGACUUCCGGCACUGCUGUCAUCCAAAACCUGACUACUGGAAAGACUGUGACGCAGACUUUCACUAAUGUGGCCGAUGGCGAUCUGUGCGAGACCAAUGCCGAAUGGAUCGUCGAGGAUUUCUCGGAAUGCAGCUCCGCCAAUAGCUGCACCCUGGUGCCGUUUGCAGACUUUGGCACGGUCUCUUUCACGGGCGCAUCGGCUGUCAAGAGCGGCACCACUGUUGGCGUCACUGGAGCCACGAUAAUUGACAUCAAACAGAACAACGAGGUUUUGACUGACUGCUCUGCUUCUUCAUCGACCGUUUCUUGUACAUACACUGGUUAG
Diaporthe batatas is the source of this 735-nucleotide messenger RNA. RefSeq lists its product as uncharacterized. The transcript is spliced from 4 exons. The record is from RefSeq and is a predicted model, not a curated record. Gene Ontology annotation, molecular function: glutamic-type endopeptidase activity. Gene Ontology annotation, biological process: proteolysis. The coding region runs from base 1 to 735 and encodes 244 amino acids. NCBI's taxonomy places the organism in Eukaryota, Fungi, Ascomycota, Sordariomycetes, Diaporthales, Diaporthaceae.